Molecule: messenger RNA, 1215 nt
Organism: Staurois parvus
Lineage: Eukaryota; Metazoa; Chordata; Amphibia; Anura; Ranidae
Source: the annotation of a GenBank genome assembly
AUGAAACUUCAACUCCAACACUUACUGUCAUUCCCUCCUGCAGGGCUGAGGUGCAUCACAUACAAACAGAGACAGGCGAAAGAGAGACUUGGAGCAAAAAAAAUAGACUUCCUCCUAUCUGUUAUUGGGUAUGCAGUGGAUCUAGGCAAUGUAUGGAGGUUUCCUUAUAUCUGUUACCAAAAUGGAGGAGGAGCUUUUCUCAUUCCUUAUGUGAUUAUGGCUGUGUUUGGUGGAAUUCCUCUGUUUUAUAUGGAGCUGGCUCUGGGUCAGUAUCACAGAAAUGGCUGUAUUUCUGUAUGGAGAAAAAUAUGUCCAUUAUUUAAGGGAAUUGGUUACGCUAUCUGUAUAAUAGCACUUUAUGUAGCAUCUUAUUACAACACCAUUAUGGCCUGGGCUCUCUACUACCUCAUAUUUUCAUUCCGAUCUGAGCUGCCUUGGACCAGCUGCCGCAACGAGUGGAACACAGACAACUGCACCAAUUAUUUCCACAACAGCAGUGUAACGUGGAUCAAUAGCUCUAUCUCACCAGCAGAGGAGUUUUACACCCGGCUGGUGCUUCAGAUACAUAAGUCAAAAGGUCUACAGGAGCUAGGAGGGAUCAGCUGGCAGCUCUCGCUCUGUCUUCUUCUUAUCUUCACUGUGGUUUAUUUCAGCAUAUGGAAGGGAGUCAAGACAUCUGGAAAGGUGGUCUGGGUUACUGCAACAUUUCCAUACAUUGUACUUACACUGCUUCUAAUCCGAGGGGCCACACUGCCAGGUGCCUGGAGGGGAGUUCUCUUCUACCUGACGCCCACAUGGGAGAAGCUGCUUACUACUGAGGUUUGGGUGGAUGCAGCUGCACAGAUAUUCUUCUCGCUGGGCCCAGGAUUCGGUGUGUUGCUGGCCUUUGCUAGCUACAAUAAAUUUCACAACAACUGCUACCAGGAUGCACUGGUGACAAGCACUGUGAACUGCUUGACCAGUUUUAUGUCAGGUUUCGUCAUAUUCACUGUCUUGGGAUAUAUGGCUGAAAUGAGGAACCUAGAUGUUUCUGAAGUGGCCAAAGAUACAGGCCCCAGUCUGCUGUUCAUCACCUAUGCAGAGGCCAUUGCCAACAUGCCAGCAUCCACCUUCUUUGCCAUUAUAUUCUUCCUGAUGUUGAUUACACUGGGGCUGGACAGUACGGUGAGUAAACCACUUUCUUUACUUUCAUUACAAGAACUUUACACUGCCUAG